Molecule: messenger RNA, 4022 nt
Organism: Lates calcarifer (barramundi perch)
Lineage: Eukaryota; Metazoa; Chordata; Actinopteri; Centropomidae
Gene: dpysl2a
Product: dihydropyrimidinase like 2a
Exons: 14
Coding region: 371-2116 (581 amino acids)
Cellular component (GO): cytoplasm; cytosol
Molecular function (GO): hydrolase activity, acting on carbon-nitrogen (but not peptide) bonds, in cyclic amides
Source: RefSeq, a predicted model, not a curated record
CCCACGCUGGUGGUAACACAUCAGAGAAACAUGGAGCUGUAGCUGAGCAGGGCGGGGCAGUGCGCAUGCGCGGUAUCUUUUCGUGGCCCUUGUCUUCUUGGUGCUUGUCUGGUCUUUAGGGGACCUAUUCUAGCAGUAAAACCUAGGGUAGGACUGUUAGGCAACGAUAUACCUACACAUUUCAAAUUGUUUAUUAGGCUGCAUUGUGCAAACUUGACUUGCUGUCGACAGGAAUCGCCCAGGGCGUCGACUGACCAACAAGCAGAGCAUCCAUUCAUCCUUUUCAUUGGCAGCUGAGGUUUUCCAGUCGAGCUAGCUAGCGUUAGCCAAGAGGCAGGGGACAGCUGUGUCAGACAGAGGGAUCCUUAAAAUGUCGGGUUACCAAGGAAAGAAGAACAUCCCAAGAAUUACAAGUGACCGUCUCCUCAUCAAAGGAGCAAAGAUAGUGAACGAUGAUCAGUCAUUCUUGGCAGAUAUCUACAUGGAGGAUGGAGUCAUCAAGCAAAUCGGAGACAACCUCAUUGUUCCCGGGGGAGUUAAGAUCAUAGAGGCUCAUGGGAGAAUGGUGAUGCCUGGUGGUAUUGAUGUGCACACCCGCUUCCAGAUGCCUGACCGAGGCAUGGUGGCGGCAGAUGACUUCUACCAGGGCACCCGGGCGGCCCUGGCCGGGGGAACGACCAUGAUCAUUGACCAUGCAGUGCCGGAGCCUGGUGUCAGCCUGGUUGCUGCUUUCAAACAGUGGAGGGAGUGGGCUGAUAGCAAGUCCUGCUGUGACUACUCUCUUCAUGUGGACAUCACUGAGUGGAACAAAGGCACUCAGGAAGAGAUGGAGACCCUGGUGAAGGAUCAUGGUGUCAACUCUUUCCUGGUCUAUUUGGCUUAUAAGGAUGUUUUCCAACUUUCUGACUCUCAGAUCUAUGAGGUGUUCAGUGUCAUCAGAGAUCUUGGCGCCAUUGCGCAGGUGCAUGCUGAGAAUGGAGACAUCAUUGCAGAGGAGCAGAGACGUAUUCUAGAGCUGGGGAUCACUGGCCCUGAAGGUCAUGUGCUCAGCCGCCCAGAGGAGGUGGAGGCAGAGGCAGUCAAUCGCUCCGUCACUAUAGCCAAUCAGACCAACUGUCCCCUCUACAUCACAAAGGUGAUGAGCAAGAGUGCUGCUGAUGUCAUCGCUCUCGCCAGGAAAAGGGGUGCUGUGGUUUAUGGAGAGCCCAUAUCUGCCAGCUUGGGCACAGACGGCACCCAUUACUGGAGCAAGAACUGGGCCAAGGCGGCAGCCUAUGUUACUUCUCCGCCGCUCAGCCCUGAUCCCACCACCCCCGACUACCUCAACUCCCUGUUGUCAUGCGGGGACUUGCAGGUGACUGGGAGUGCUCACUGCACUUUCCAGACUUCUCAGCGCGCAGUAGGCAAAGAUAACUUCACCCUAAUCCCAGAGGGCACCAACGGCACUGAGGAGAGGAUGUCCCUAAUCUGGGACAAAUGUGUGGUGACUGGCAAGAUGGAUGAGAACCAGUUUGUGGCAGUGACCAGCACAAACGCAGCCAAGAUCUUCAACCUGUAUCCCCGCAAGGGCCGCAUCGCCGUGGGGUCUGACGCCGACCUCGUGCUGUGGGACCCAGAUAUCACUAAGAUCAUCUCAGCCAAGAGCCACAACCUGGCUGUGGAGUACAAUAUCUUUGAGGGCACAGAAGUGCGUGGAGGUCCUCUGGUGGUGAUCAGCCAGGGCAAGAUUGUGUUGGAGGAGGGCAGCCUUCACACCACCGAGGGUUGCGGACGCUACAUCAGCCGUAAACCCUUUCCUGACCACGUGUACAAGAGGAUAAAGGCUCGCAGCAGGCUCACAGAGUUGCGAGGAGUCCCCAGGGGCCAGUAUGAUGGGCCCGUGUGUGAGGUGACUGUGACUCCCAAGGUGAUGUCCGCAGUCUCCUCCGUGAAGACUUCCCCUGCCAAGCAGCAGCAGCAGCAACAGCAGCAGUUUACUCACCAGCCAGUGCGCAACCUUCACCAGUCUGGCUUCAGCCUGUCUGGUGCCCAAAUUGACGACAACGUUCCUCGUCGCACCACCCAGCGCAUCGUGGCUCCCCCCGGUGGCAAAGCCAACAUCACCAGCCUUGGCUAAGCUCCUCCCGCAACCGAGCCGGGGUGCAGGGCAACAGGGGCCACUCUUACCACUGUCACAUCACAUCUGGUCACCUCUGACUCCCUCCUGCACCCCACCCAAAAAGCACUCCAUCCAUCCUUAUUCACACACUACCACUAUGUCACCUCAUGCAAAAAAAGAAAGAAAGCACUAUUCCAUUUUGUUUCGUUUUUCCUGCCAUAUUCCAUUGUCAUCAGGGAAGGAUCAAGUGAAUUGAAGCAGCGUUUUUGCUGUUUUUGAACCCAGUUUGAUUAUUGAUGAAAGUAAUUUGUUUACAUUUGUUUAUAUUUUUGUAUAAUUUUUUGCUGUAUAUGUGUGAGCUGCUCAGAAAGUUGACUGAAAACUAGGCCCGAGAAGCGGUCAGCUUCACAAGCGGGCGUUUUAGAAACAGCAGUUGUUUACAGGUUAUUUUUCUUCUUGCGCUGUUUAUUUCCCAGAUAUCAGUUAGAAUGUGCUGGUGGUUGUGUUACAGGACCACCUUUAGUUGAAAGUAAAGCCUCCUCUGUCCAUGUGAUAACAAUGUUGCACUGUAACGUUGCUGUUUUAGGACAAAAAUCUCAAAACACUAAUUAUGAAAGAUUAGACUGUAGAAUAUCUCAGAACACGUUUUUAUUUUAUCUGAAGUUUGCAGUAUGUAUUUUUUGUGUAGGUACUAUGUGCAGCUGAACAAUUCACUUUGGUCUUCCUUUUGUGUUAUAGUUGCACUUUCUCAAUUUUUAAAAAAAAUAUAUGUUUUAUGGUUUUAUUAAGUCAUUUUGGAAAGCGCUGACUGCACUGAAAGGAAAAGAAAGGGUAUUUUAGUGUUAAACCACUCAUUCAGUUUCACCCCGAAUAUGGGGGGGAAGGGAGAAAUGGCUGGUACAUUAACAUUUCGUCUGAGAAACAUGAACCUUUUCCCCCUCAUUUCAUCAUUUUGUGUUUUCCUCAUGUUUGUUGAAAAAAAAAAAAAAGGUUGUCAUGGCAACAAGCUCCCAAUAAAUCAGACCGGUGUAUGUUGUUCGGGAUACAGACAGGACACUGCGAAGAAGCUGGAUGGGAGGUUUUGCCGACAACCUUUCUGCACCUGGUGCUAUAUGACCAUUGCUGUAUAUGUGCCGAUGAUGUCCCACAUCCACACAGCAGUCGUGUAAGCUUUGUAAUAACAGCAGCCAGGGUAGAGUCACCUUUUACCCAAUUUUGACAGAAUUUGUUUUGCACCUGUAACAAUCCAAAUGGUAAAACUGUAUGUGAGCUUGCAACUUUUUAUUUGUGUUGGAUAUGUCUGUACGUUUUAGGAUAUUUGUUGAAUUGAACUACUUGCUUGCCUAUUCUGUAAGAUAUUGAUAGCACACUGUAUCUAUGAAGGCUCUUUGAAGAAGUGGAACCAUGAUCUUUGAGACCUGAUGAAAAACGCCUACAGUAUGUUUAUGAAAUCCCUCACAGCGUGCUGAUGAUGUGUCCACUGUUCUUGGUGUUAGUGUUGUGAAUGAAUUACCAGAUAUCCAGUUCUUCUCUUACCCCCUUUUAUCUGCCCGACUCCGUCGACGAUCAGACUCACUCGAGGUAGUAACUGUAUUCACGAAACCACAACAGUUUUCAUCAGUGACCCAGCGCUGUACGACCACGCCGUGAAACACUGGAUUAUUUCUUCCUCAUUGCCUUGUAAGUGUAGGUUUUUGUAUGCUAAGCUAUAAUGUGAAGUGAUUUACAUUUGGGGAAGUUUCUUGGUAAUGGUUAUUGACUUGUAAUGUUGAGCACUGUCGUUGCCCCUCUCCCAGCAAGUGUGAUACUCUCUCGGUCAUGUAUGUUUUGUAGGUUACCAGGGUUUUGGGGGAAAUCAUUGGUCCCGUCAGCAUUUGACCCUAUCUGUGUUGACUUCAGUGGAUUAAAAUAAUAAAAAAUUAAA